CAACAGCUUUCUGAGCAGAUACUGCCCCACCCUGGCCGGCAGAGAAAGGCCAGGAAUACACAAAGAAGGCAGAGCGACAGGACCUAGCCCUCAGACAGACAGUAACCAGAACUUGGUGCAAGGGGCCAGGCUGUCCAGCCCCUCCCUCCCCCGCCUCCCCCCGCCCCCCUCCCCCGGCUCCUGGCUGCUGGGGAAGGCUAGAUAAGGCAGGAUGCGGAGGCGGAGCCUCUGGCAGGGAUGCAGGCCUCACGUGACGGCUCUGCACCAACUCCCACGCUCGGCUGCAACGCCAGCCGCGACUCACAGUAGCUCAGCUGCUCGCUCUAGAGCGGUGGCACCUGCUCCGAAGGUACCGGAGAACCGCCCGUAAGAGAGGCCCGGAGGCGAAGGAGAGAAGGUCUGCAGAGCAGUUUGGCAAAGCAUCUUGCAGCGAUAAUCCAGAGGAGGAAACAAGCAAGGAUAGGCCCAGGAGCAAUGGAGUCCAAACAAGAAAAACCAGCACAGAACCUCGACGAAAAUGAACAUGAGGAAAAGAAAGAAAAGGAACAAGUUGCUACUAAGAAGGAACCCAUGGCUCAGCCUUCGGAAGCCGGGGUUCCUAGAGCGAAUCGCAGGCGAUUCCGUGUUAGGCAGCCCGUCCUGCACUAUAGAUGGGAUCUGAUGCAUAGGCUUGGAGAGCCCCAGGCAAGGAUGAGAGAAGAGAACAUGGAAAGGUUUGGGGAGGAGUUGAGACAGCUCAUGGAAAAGCUGAGGGAAAGGCAGUUGAGCCAUAGUCUGCGGGCAGUUAGCACCGAUCCCCCCCACCAUGACCACCAUGAUGAGUUUUGCCUUAUGCCCUAAAUCCUGAAUCCUGAUGUGUCCCCUAAGGAGAGACCCCUGCUUCCUAAACCUACAUGUUUGUGAUGUACUCUUGUAAAUCUUUUGAUGUUCCUUGUGGGUCUCCUAUUACCAGCUUCUAAUUGAAUGUUGUGUUUUUGACCCCAUCUGUAAGAUUUUUGUUAGCAGGAGAAUUUAUCUAUUGCAUGGGAAGAUGUUCAUCAUAUAUUGUGAAGUUAAUAAAGCAAUUUAAAAA
Perognathus longimembris pacificus (Pacific pocket mouse) is the source of this 1072-nucleotide messenger RNA. RefSeq names its product protein BEX1-like. The transcript has 3 exons. NCBI's taxonomy places the organism in Eukaryota, Metazoa, Chordata, Mammalia, Rodentia, Heteromyidae. Gene Ontology annotation, cellular component: nucleus; cytoplasm. Gene Ontology annotation, molecular function: signaling receptor binding. Gene Ontology annotation, biological process: signal transduction. The coding region runs from base 475 to 840 and encodes 121 amino acids. The record is from RefSeq and is a predicted model, not a curated record.